GAAACAGUCCUCUGCAGUUUGUUCAGUCGGUGUUUUGUCGUAUAGUGAUGCAAGCCGCUACAAAAUCCCCCUCCCUAGAUCGCUCUAACAGCCGCCACCCACUGCAGCAGAGAUCGCUUUCCUCCCAGUUGUCAGGAACGCAUGAAGGUGACACGGCAGUGACGUCUGCCUCGGGAAAGCCCUACCGCUCCUAGCAGACGGGACUCCGCAGCCGCACGGAUUUCAGCUCCGUCGCCCGAGAGUGAAGAUGACUGAUGAAGAGAUUCUUGUGUGUGCAGUACAACUUGGAGAAAAUUUCUGCCUCUAUUUUGCAGACGAUGAUGGGCUGGAAUGUGAUGCCUUUUGCAAGGAAAAAAGUCUCCACCGAGUCCUUCGAAAUGUAAAUAGCCAGCUGCUUGUGGUUCGACCAGAUUUAAACAUGGCAGCUUUUGAAGAUGUGACAGAUCAGGAGAUUAAAUCUGGCAAUGGAAUGCACUUCAACGUUCACUAUUACAAAACUACCACACCUUCGGCAGGGAUGCCUGUCGCGUUCAGUGUCCAGGUAGAGGAUAAAACUUACUACAUGUGUUGUGAGAAAGAAUGUGGAAAAAUGAUAGUUCGAUUUAGGGAAGGAGAAGUUCCCAAAGAAAUUCCUGGUGAAAGUAAUGUAAUUUUUUUCAAAAAGACAUUUACAUCUUGUAGCACCAGAGCAUUUAAGUUUGAAUACUCACUAGAACAAGGAAUGUUCUUGGCCUUUGAGGAAGAAGGCUGCUUAAGAAAACUAAUUCUAAAGAAACUGUCAAAAGAAGAUGAAGUGGAUGAAACCAUGAAGAUAAGUUUCUAACUAAAGUCAGAAUGAAAGUCACAGCCUAUGACAUACUUUUAACAGUCUUAAAAUAUAUUUUGGCUUUCUAUAAAAGAAAUCUUACCCUUUCUUCAUCUGAGGCAAGCCAGUUUUGUUUUUAGCUACCCUUAGUCAGUACAAAAAUGAGCUUCUUACAAAGGAAAAUAAAUUCAAAUUCUUGGCAAAAAGCAGCAGCAGAACGUCUUCUGCUCAGAUAGAAGGAAAGAGAAUUACACAAUGAAGAAACAAGAAUAUGCAUGCCUAUAUAGUUAUGUAUAGUUUGACCCCUAAAAUCUUUACUGCCUGUUGAUCAAACAGCUUUUGAAUUAGGUCUACUUCAUCUAUGAGACACCUAUUUUGGGGAGGGAGAAAAAACUGCCUAAAAUAACAGAUUUCAUAAGCACACCAUGCACCUGGCCAAUAAGCACUUUGAGAUUACUUUUUUGCAUCAAGAUUAUUUCUUGAGCAUCUUCAUCAAUCUCAGUAACACAGUGAUGUUCUCACCUUCAACUGAAGUAGGAACAACAGACAAUUUUUAACUUACUGGAAAUCUUUGCUUAGAAAACUGCCAAUUUACCUGAACAAUUCAAGUUCUAAUAAAGCUGUUUGUCCUCAAAAGGCCCAAGAAAAAAAAAGAAUCAUGCUUUUAUGUAAAGUAAAUGGUAGAUCAGUGAUGAAAUGAAACAGACAUUUGUCCUUCUAACAAUAUGGAACAAAUGUAGAUAUGGCUGGCUGCCAUGAGGACCCUAUCUUAUUCUGUGUAUGUGACAACAGAGCAUACAUUAGGGUCAAGCUGUGAACUCCAUUUCCCAGUCAGAGCUGAGCAAGCACUAGAUUUCACCAAAACCAAAAUUAAUGUAAUACAUUCUGACUGUUUCAUCUUGAAGAAAUUGAUAUGGCAUAUAUUAUUCUUUUCUUCCACAUAUAAACAUUGGUCUUCCUCUUCUAUUCCAACUCCAGGUAGUCAUAACCUGAACAUUGGUUGCAGCUAGGGUCCUGGGUCUUCAACUUGCCAUGCAGAAGAGCUGGUGCAAUUGUGAUACCCCAUACAGGCAGAAGUAAUCAGAGAAAACAGGAAGGCCUCUAUCUGUCAUGAAAGGGAGGAAAAUCCUCAAACUUGCCGAAUAGAUAAGACAAGUCUCAAGACUUGUUUUUGUAAAACCAGAACAAAUCUAUAAUUUCAGAGGCUUUAAAAAAGCAGAGAAACAUGAAACUGCUGUGAUAGCUCUGUCUCAAUUUUUCAUGUUAUGCUGCCCCUGCCAUUUCACCUAUCUAGCUGCUACAGGAGCACCUAGAGGCAAUAAGAAACCAAUUAUUUAAAAUCCAGUACAGCCACCACUGAGUGCACUAUUGCUUAGGAAUAAUUUACCAGAGGGGCUUAAACUCAAGAAUGUAUUUAACACAUCUGGAUACUCAGUAUGACUGAGUCCCAGUUUUAUAUGCGUGAUGAACGUUCAAAAAUGGGAUUAGACCAAAUGGUUAAAGCCAUCACAAUAAUUCAGAACAAAAGUUAGCGGUAAUUACAGGGAACUGAUUCAGUUUCAACAGGACUGAGGAACACAUGCCAUUCAUUGAGAAAGCUACGGUCGUUACCUUCUAAUUCUUGCCUCAAACCCACAAUGAACUGGUCUCAGAGUUGCUAGCCCCCAACAUCGUAGGUCCAGAUGACCACACUCCCAGAGCUCUUACAUAACUCAUUUCCCACACGGUAUCUUAAACAAACACCACAUUCAGAUGCGUCUUGUGUUUAGUCUCAAAAGAGGAAAUGUCUAACACUUUCUAUAAAGCAUGCUCAGAU
This is a messenger RNA of Grus americana (Whooping crane), 2621 nucleotides long. It is a transcript of the gene IL18, whose product is annotated as interleukin 18. The coding region runs from base 248 to 823 and encodes 191 amino acids. The record is from RefSeq and is a predicted model, not a curated record. Gene Ontology annotation, biological process: immune response; inflammatory response. Gene Ontology annotation, molecular function: cytokine activity. The transcript is spliced from 6 exons. Lineage: Eukaryota; Metazoa; Chordata; Aves; Gruiformes; Gruidae.